Messenger RNA from Athalia rosae (coleseed sawfly), 618 nucleotides. RefSeq names its product involucrin-like. NCBI's taxonomy places the organism in Eukaryota, Metazoa, Arthropoda, Insecta, Hymenoptera, Athaliidae. The record is from RefSeq and is a predicted model, not a curated record. Bases 1 to 618 code for a protein of 205 amino acids. The transcript is spliced from 4 exons.
AUGGAGUUCACUAGACACCCGAGCGUGAUACAAGAUGAAUUGAAUCAAGUUGAUCGCCUGAAACACGAAUUCAAGCAACUUGAUUGCCUGAAAGAUAAAUUGAAUCAAGUUGAUCGCCUGAAACACGAAUUCAAGCAACUUGAUUGCCUGAAAGAUGAAUUGAAUCAACUUGAUCUCCUCAAACACAAAUUCAACCAACUUGAUUGCCUGAGAGAUAAAUUGAAUCAAGUUGAUCGCCUGAAAAACAAUUUCAACCAACUUGAUCGCCUGAAACACGAACUCAACCAACUUGAUGGCCUUAAAGAUAAAUUGAAUCAAGUUGAUCGCCUGAAACACGAAUUCAAGCAACUUGAUUGCCUGAAAGAUGAAUUGAAUCAACUUGAUCUCCUCAAACACAAAUUCAACCAACUUGAUUGCCUGAGAGAUAAAUUGAAUCAAGUUGAUCGCCUGAAAAACAAUUUCAACCAACUUGAUCGCCUGAAACACGAACUCAACCAACUUGAUGGCCUUAAAGAUAAAUUGAAUCAAGUUGAUCGCCUGAAACACGAAUUCAAGCAACUUGAUUGCCUGAAAGAUGAAUUGAAUCAACUUGAUCGCCUGAAACACAAUUGCAACUAA